Molecule: messenger RNA, 1239 nt
Organism: Talaromyces stipitatus ATCC 10500
Lineage: Eukaryota; Fungi; Ascomycota; Eurotiomycetes; Eurotiales; Trichocomaceae
Exons: 2
Coding region: 1-1239 (412 amino acids)
Molecular function (GO): protein binding
Source: RefSeq, a predicted model, not a curated record
AUGAGCUUCCUGUCUCGAGACCCUGUGACAGGCAAAUUGGAGAUAGAUACCCUCGUACAAAGAGGCCAAUGGAAGGAGGCCGAGAGCAUUCUUCUACAGUUGCUGGCAGACGCAGAUGCAUCCACAGAUCAGGUUUCACCAACCACGAGGCCGACGCCAGUUGACGAUAGCCUUGAAGUCCAGAAAAUCAAGUUGAUGUUGGCGCAUAUAUUUCGUCAUAUUGGACGACCUCAAGAUGCUGAAACCAUAGACCGGGAGGUUUUGGAGACCCGGCAGCGUUCGCUCGGACCAGAUGCUCAGGAUACGUUGAUGGUUCUGUACCAUCUAGCAACUGAUAUAAGGUUACAGCCUAAUCGGUUAUUGGAAGGGUUAGCUCUUGAAGAACGUGUUCUCGAGGCUGUCGCUCGGAUCUACUGGUCAGAUGCAUUUGUGAAUCACAGUUCCAAUAGAAGCCACAGAAGAGGUGCUGCUGAUAUCUCAGGACCCAUUAUCGACGGUUCGCCGGGCAUGGACAUCCUCAUUCGCAUGUGCCAUGUAGCCGAUAUGUUAUUUAUGCAGAACCAAGCAGAGCAAGCCGCUAAAUUACACGAGACCGUAUUACGCUUGUGCACCACAGCUCUUGGACCAGGCCACCCUUAUACAAUCGCAGUCAUGGAUAGCACUGGCAGAGAUUACGUCUCUCAAGGCCGGUUAGUAGAAGCAGUACGUCUACUACAGGACGCCGCGGAGGCCGGAAAAGUACACCUAGGAUCUCGAGAUUCCACUACACGCCGUUGCAUUGUUCACCUAGCAGAAGCACUCGGCCGCAUGACCGCGGAGGGCGAUGGUAAAGUCCCCGACGCUAAGACGAUUGCUAUUCUAGAACAGGCAAUUGAGAUACUCGAAGAGACUCUUGGAAACGAUGAAACCGAUACUAUCUCGCUAAAGUACUAUCUAGCCGUUGCCUAUGCGAGACUAGAUGGCCGAUUCAGAGAGUCAGAGACCUUACAGAACCAGGUGUUGCAUUGGUGCUGUCGCCAAAUGGGAAAUCGAACCGUGACGGCGGAUUUGAUGGCAGGAUGGACAAGGCGCGAGAGAUUGAGAAUGAAUUCGGACGGGUCCGGCGAUCAAUAUCGUGAUGAAAAAAUCCCUGCCGGCUUUGUUCUGUCAAGUUUGAAGCCAGUCAUCCUUCUAGACCCUCUUCGAAAACAAUCAACUCAUGCUUUGACGGGGGCGUUGCUAGCCGAGCAUGUGCAUUAG